AUGCAUACAUUCCUAAAUCGAUUGAAUACUCUAUUUGCUUUUACACUCACUGUUCUUGCAGUGCUUACAUUUGGUGUUUUUCUUUCAACUUAUUUUGAACAAUAUCAUGGAACUCUUAGAAUUAGUACAAAUAAGGCUAUUGUAAAACAUAUGACUGAUUUUUCGGCUAAUCGAAAGAAAAAUGAUUUAGGUAUAUUACAACUUGAUUUGGAUAUGAAUCUUAAUUCAUUAUUUGAUUGGAAUGUUAAAGAAUUAUUUCUAUAUUUAAUUGCAGAAUAUGUUACACCAGCAAAUAGUCUUAAUCAAGUAGUUCUGUGGGAUCAAAUACUUCUACGUGGUAAUAAUGCACGCAUUAAUUUGCAUGAUAUUGUAACAAAAUAUUACUUUUGGGAUGAUGGAGAACAUCUACGAUCGAAUAAUGUAACAUUAACACUUGCUUGGAAUGUAAUACCAAAUGCUGGUGGUUUACCUCAUAUUCGAGCAAACGGAUCUACAUCUUUUAUUUUUCCUGAUCAAUAUACAACGAGUCGUUUGUUUCGUGAAUUUCUUGAAACGUACAAUCGCAUUGUAGAAGAAUGUUUCCAUCGUUGUAUUUAUUCAUUCAAUUAUCGAUAUUUACUUGAUGAAGAGGUUGAUUGUGUAACUCGCUGUACAUCAAAAUAUGUUAAUUAUAAUCAACGAAUGGCAAUGAAUUUUGCAGAUAUCCAAGCGAAAAAACUAAUUAAUAUGCAAGAACAAGUUGAAGCACAAUCACAAAUGAUGAAUAAUGAAAUCAAUGAUAAUUCUAAAUCUUCUUGA
Molecule: messenger RNA, 798 nt
Organism: Rotaria sp. Silwood2
Lineage: Eukaryota; Metazoa; Rotifera; Eurotatoria; Philodinida; Philodinidae
Source: the annotation of a GenBank genome assembly